Molecule: messenger RNA, 1051 nt
Organism: Elaeis guineensis (African oil palm)
Lineage: Eukaryota; Viridiplantae; Streptophyta; Magnoliopsida; Arecales; Arecaceae
Product: nascent polypeptide-associated complex subunit beta
Source: RefSeq, a predicted model, not a curated record
CCAUACAAGUCAAAUUGCAUGUCCCUUUCCUGCCCGCUGAGAAGCCGAAACCCUAGCGGCCCUAAAACCCCGUUGUUUCCUGUUCGCCUUUACCUUCUCCCUUCUCGCCGCGGUCUAUCAAGGUAGGAUCCCUAACUUCCCUCACUCUUCCUCCGAUAGCCUCCCGUGCUAAGUCUUUUCAGUUUGAUUGAAUGGCUUAUAUUUCCAAAUCUAUGGCUUGAGAUGAAAUGAUGGACAGGGAUAAGCUUAUGAGGAUGGCUGGUGCUGUUCGCACUGGUGGAAAGGGCAGCAUGCGCAGGAAGAAGAAGGCAAUUCACAAAACAACAACAACAGAUGACAAAAGGCUUCAGAGUACUCUGAAGAGAAUAGGGGUGAAUGCUAUCCCUGCUAUAGAAGAAGUGAAUAUUUUCAAGGAUGAUCUUGUUAUCCAGUUUUUGAACCCGAAAGUUCAAGCUUCAAUUGCAGCCAAUACAUGGGUGGUCAGUGGUUCUCCACAGACAAGAAAACUUCAGGAUCUUCUUCCAGGGAUCAUUAACCAACUUGGUCCUGAUAACUUAGACAAUCUGAGGCGGCUUGCCGAGCAGUUCCAGAAGCAGGCACAACCUGCUGAUGGUGCCAACACUCAGGACGAUGAUGAUGAUGUCCCUGAACUUGUGGCAGGAGAGACAUUUGAAGCAGCUGCUGAGGAAAUCAAAGCCACUGAGACCCCAGCUUCAUAAAGGACCUAUUUCCUUCGCCCAUGCUGAUAGGAGAUUCACCUGUUUUCUACAAUGAGUUGGUGUACUGGGAAAGGAUCUUCUUGUGUUCCAUUUUUAGUUUAAGGAAUUGUACCAUUUCGACCUAUUGCUUGCUAUUUGUAGUGCCAUUUUGUUGGGACAUUUUCAGAAUUUAUGAGUCUGCAAGCUCAAGCUGCCUCAAUGUUAACAGAGAUCAAAUCAGCAAUUAGUCCCUCUUCCAAUGUGAAACCUCAUGUACUCAUCCAUUGUUUGCAUUUAUUUAAGAGGUUUGUGAGAAGCUAGUUAUUGUUUAGUGAUGCAAAAAGCUUUUCAGU